Mytilinidion resinicola is the source of this 1500-nucleotide messenger RNA. RefSeq lists its product as uncharacterized. The record is from RefSeq and is a predicted model, not a curated record. The transcript is spliced from 2 exons. NCBI's taxonomy places the organism in Eukaryota, Fungi, Ascomycota, Dothideomycetes, Mytilinidiales, Mytilinidiaceae. The coding region runs from base 1 to 1500 and encodes 499 amino acids.
AUGCCGACUAAAUACGUCUACGAGGACGAGGCUGAUCUGAAUGCGAGGGUGAAGGCUCCAUAUCACACCUCAGCCUCCCCCAUCUCCUCCCUCCCGCAUAAACGCGCUCUCACUACUUCAACCACGGCGACAACUUCCCCUCUCCUACCAUCUUCUUCUUCUUCUUCUCCUUCAAAUACGACAGUGUUCCACAUCUACCACACAAAACGCCACUUCAGCAUAACCCCAACCCUCCACCCCGCCAAAGAGCGCCGCUGGGUCCCGCGCAAGAAAGCAGCGCGCCUCGCGCGUCAAGAACGCCGCCUUGAAAAAGCGACCGCGAACGCGUCGGCGGAGACCCAGCAUCCCUCUUCCUCCCCCACCCCAAACAAGACCACGUUCGAAGACGACAACCCCCCUGCGUCAAAAGAGCCCAAGCACCCACCCAACCCCAACGACUCAGGCAACGCAGACACCGACAGCCCCGACCUCACCGAAUUCUUCCUCUACACCCCGGGCCUGAGCUUCCACUCCCCCCCGCCGCGCGUCCUCCUCGCCGGCUCUGGAUCCCGGCCGCACUCCACCCCCCUCGCCCUCAUCCACACCUCCCCCCUCUGGCGCACCUGGAGAAUCCAACUCGGCGCCUCCCUCGCGGCCCCCGGCGUCAUCGACCCCCGCGGCCUCGUCAGCUACGCGCACAACGGCGGCUCUGCGCGCGUCUUGAAAGCCGACGACAAGGCGCUCCGGGGUUACAAAGUGCGUAACUGGCGGGUGUGGGGCGAGUCGGGGCGGGCGUACGUAAAGGGGGUGGUGGCGGCGCGGAGGGCGAGGCCGGAGGGGUGGGUGGAUCCGGAUACGGGGUGCGGUGCUGGCGCUGGUGCUGUUGGAGACGUGGGGAGUGACGUGGUGGUUGCGGCGAGGGCGGACGAGGUGGCGUAUCUCCGCUGGGCAUCGCCGUUCUCGCGGGAGCCGCGGCGGUACGUGUUUGCGUAUGCGGGGGUGGAGUUUUUCUGGAAGGGGACGCGGACGGUGAGGGAGGGGGGUUGGUGUGGGGACUGGGUGAGGUGGAAUCAUUUGAAGCUUGUGGCGAGGGUUCCUGGUGGGGAUCCGGUUACCAUUGCUGGGUCGAAAUCUAGGAGGAGGAAGAGAGGGAAAGGGGGGGAUGGGGAUGGUGGUGUGUUUGGGAAAGAGGUUUGUCUUGGGACGUACACCUGUUCCCUCUCGACGCUCAAAUCGGGGCAGCUGUGUCUCUUCGAUGCGGCGAUCUGGAGGUUCGUGGUGGAGCAUUCCCCGGCUUCGUUGCCGGGAUUUCGGGAUCCGAGGAUCGGGGAGGUUGAGACUGGGGAGGGGGAGAUUGGCGAUGAGGAGUUGGAGGAGCGGGUAAGGGCAUUGAAGAAGACGAGGUUGUAUGCGGUGAUUGUGGCGACGGCGAUGUGUAUGGUGCUGGGAGAGAAGGAGAAACGGGAGACGCUGAGGGCGAUUUUGGAGGCGGCAGCUGAGGGGGCGGGUGGGGGGGGUUGA